AUGUUGGUGACACCGUCGCUUGUCACACUGUCAUACCAUGUUGGUGACACUGUCGCCUUGUCACAAUCUGCAUACCAUGUUGGUGGCAAAAACGUUCGCUUGUCACACUGCAUACCAUGUGGAUACACCUAUCGCUUGCCACAAACUGUCAUAUACCAGUUGGUGACACCGUCGCUUGUCACACUGUCAUACCAUGUUGGUGACACCGUCGCUUGUCACACUGUCAUAUCAUGUUGGUGGCACCGUCGCUUGUCACACUGUCAUACCAUGUUGGUGGCACCGUUGCUUGUCACACUGUCAUACCAUGUUGGUGGCUCCGUCGCUUGUCACACUGUCAUACCAUUACUGCGAGAGGUAGAGGGUCAGGAGGCCAAACACAAACAUCCCGGUCUCUUCAGUGCUUCUGUCUCCCAAUCUCUGUCGCAGGUGAUUGGUGGGUUCCUGCUGGUGGUGACCUCGACGGGGAAGGUGGCAUACGUUGCUGAAGCCAUCGAACACUUUUUCGGUCACACGCAGGUGGAUCUUCUUGGGAACAGCAUAUACAAUGUCAUUCAUCCCGAGGAUCGCCACAUCAUGGAGGAGCAGUUGAGCUCAACUGGUGCAGUAACAAAGCUUCCUGUUUUACUCUCAUUAAGCAUUUUGUUGACAGUGUUCAGCAGCAGUAAAGGCCAAGGCAUAGUUUCAUACAGACUGAGGUGUAAAGAUGGAACACAUGUUACACUAAGAUCACGGGGAUACAUCGAAGUUAACCAAACUGGCCAAGUGGAAACCUUUGUAUGCAUCAAUACAGUGGUCAGUACAAAGGAAGCAAAAGAUGAAAUAAAAAAUCAAAGGCGAAACCUCUUGCCCCUGAUCAUUAGUGAGGGAGGUGAAGAUCACUUGUCGUCUGUCUCAUCCUCGAUACCUUCAGAACUAAUAGCAGUGUUGAAAGAAAGAAUGAAUCCAGAAAACAUACAGAAAAUUAUUGAUAGUAUUGAUCCUGAUCUCAAUAUAAAGUCUUCCAUUGAUACAAUGGCAUCCCAGGACACUUCAUUUUCUCCUAAAAUUACCCCAGGAAGAAUUAUUGAAUCUUUUUCUACCCAGGUAGUAACAAAUAUAGAAGAUGUGCAACUUACAGAUAAUAGAAAAGGCUGCUCUAAUAGUAAGAAUAUUGUACCACAAAAUGAAAUACAAAAAUCACAAACUGUAGCUGAGGAUAUCACAUGGUUACAAGUAGCAAGGAAACGAGGGUCAGAUGAAGACCUGUGCAAUGUACCACUUAAGAAGUUGAGUUCAGAGCCAGUAUCAACACCAGCAAGAUGUCAGUCUGCUAAUACAUCACACAGCACACAAGUUAUUAUUGACCAUGACUUGAAUUUUGAUUACACAAGCUCGAGUUUAUUUACAUCACUAGUACAUGAUCAGUGCUCCAUCCAGCCAAUACAUAAUACCCUGCAAGAAAACAUUACUGAUCUCUCAUUACCAGUAGAUAUUGAGACAAAAGUCAGUGGUAGUAUGAUGGAUACCCAGACUCAGCCGAACAUAGUUUCCACUUGCAAUGCAAAUUAUGAUCUUCAAGUUGAGUACAACAGUGAAAUCUCUUCAACUAUUCCCCAACAGUUUAGAAAUUUUGCAACUGAAUCUACAGACAGUUACCAACCAUUCAAUACUGGCAUUAUGACCAAUGCCAAUGACAGUUCUAUGAACUGUAGCAAUAAUAUUCAAAUUAAUGAUCGAAAUUAUAGAUAUGAAGGUGUACCAUCAGAAUUUAACAAUCAGAGGAGUUCCCCUUUAAAUAAAAGCACUAAUUUAAUUCAGCAUCAGAAUGGGAAUGAAAUAGUAUCUUCAUCUAACCAGGAUUUACCUAUGAUUGGUCAAAGUCAAGUUUAUUCUCAGAGUGUGAUUUCCCCUGAGCACCUUACCCAGCACCCAGAUGAAUACCACCUCUUGUAUAAUCAAAAGCUUGUGCCUCUUCAAAAAAAUAUUUGUUCAGAUCAGAUGAACAAUUUGCAGUCCUCACAGUUGGUAGAAGUAGGAGGAAAUAUCCCAAGACAGCAGCAGGAAAGACCACAUAUGAAAGAGUGCCAUCAUCACCAGCCAUCUCCCUAUCAUCAAUAUCAAAACAAAGUACAAAAACCAAAUGAUCAACAAAAUCAAAAGCCAUAUCAAAGCCAUCAACUACAUGAAUGUAAUUUACAACAACAGCACCAUUUGCAGCAAAUGCAGCACAUACAUGAGCAGUGUGAACAUCAAGAACAGCAGCAUGAUUUUUUUCCCCACCAAGGGCAGCAACACUGUGAACAAUGUCAUCAAAAGCAGCUUCAUGAAAAAGUUUUCCACCAAAGGCAGCAACAGCAGGAGCUGUAUCAGCAACAAAGACAGCAACCAUGUGAUGAUCAGUAUUUGCAACAAGACCAUAAACAGCAUGAACAAUAUUAUCAACAUAAACAGCAUGAACAAAUGUUGCUACAAGGUCUUCAACAACAGCCUUUACAACAGGGACAUCAGCUGCAAUGUGAGCCACAUCUGCAAGAAAGACAAGAGCAGCAGCAUUUGCAGCAGAAACAGAAACAGCAUGAACAUUAUUUACAACAAAGACAGGAACAACAGUGCCUGCAUCAAGUACAGCAACAAAAUUUUGAAAGCAAUGUACAUUAUGAAGAGAACUAUCACCAGCAGCAGACUGAACAGCACCUGCAGUUAAAACAUCAUCCAGACCAGUGGCAGAGAGACUGUCAUUUAAACCAAACACCAGAAAUAAGAAAAAGCUUUAAAGGACCUCCAGUCAUUUUCACACAUUGCUCAACUUCAUCAGUAACACAGCAAGAUGAAGAUAACCAGGUGUGUGAGGGCUCAUCUGUGACAGUUUUAGACAAUAACUUUUUCUCUCAGUAUGGAGUGAACUUCCAGCCUCAGAUUUCUGAUCAACUUUCAGGUACAUCUUCAAAUGUCUUUUGACACCGUUAACUGUUGAAUGUUCCAGGAUUCAAUCCCUGAAGGUUGGCAAGAGCCCAGAAGGAACAAGUCAUUUGCUCAAAUAUAAUGUAGCAUUUGCAUUGAUUAAAGAUUUUGAAGGUUCAUUAAAAAAUGAUAAAAUUAAUAUUUUUAUGUAUAAAUAGAUUUUAGCUUAUGACAAAACGAUGCUUGUGAAACUUAGCCAUAUCCUGUUCAUAACAUGAAUGAGCAAUGCAUUAAAUGUAUAUAUUUUACAAA
Molecule: messenger RNA, 3192 nt
Organism: Cherax quadricarinatus
Lineage: Eukaryota; Metazoa; Arthropoda; Malacostraca; Decapoda; Parastacidae
Source: RefSeq, a predicted model, not a curated record